Messenger RNA from Labrus mixtus (cuckoo wrasse), 2250 nucleotides. RefSeq names its product lipopolysaccharide-induced tumor necrosis factor-alpha factor homolog. Lineage: Eukaryota; Metazoa; Chordata; Actinopteri; Labriformes; Labridae. The transcript is spliced from 5 exons. The record is from RefSeq and is a predicted model, not a curated record. Gene Ontology annotation, molecular function: zinc ion binding. Bases 124 to 678 code for a protein of 184 amino acids.
GUUUCUAAUUCCAGAGGAAAACAGGUUCAGCAGGUUGUGAUGUCACCACUAUGGUACGUGUUCCCUCCUGCCAGACAAUCUUCCUAAACGUCCCAGCUUCCUGUCUGACUGGAUGAUCCCCUGAUGGAACCCCCUUCAUAUGAGGAGGCCCGUCUCCACCCUCCUGCUCUGCACAUAGAAGGAUACAACAUCCACCCUCCCCCUUCAUAUCACGUCUCCCUCCGCUCUCCUCCAACACCUCCACCCACCUACGGAGAAGCAGUAGUAGUCCAGCAGGAUCCAUUUCCUGUCCUGACUCCACCUCGGCUGCCAACUGCUGUGACAUCACCUUCACGAAACACUGGAGUCAUAAUCCAUCCAACUACACAAAUCGGUGUAUCAUCGUCUGUCGGCGGCAGACAAACGCAACCAGUCGUGACACAGCCGCAGCCUGUUCCUGUCGCAUUGACAUAUCUGGGAGACGUCCCAGCCGUGGUACACUGCCCACACUGCCACCGUGUUGUCACCACCAAAGUCAAAUACCUGCCUGGGACGGCUGCCUGGUGCAUGUGUUUACUUCUCUCCUUGAUGGGGUUUAUUUGCGGUUGCUGUCUGAUCCCGUUCAUGACACGUAGCCUACAGGACGCACAUCAUUCCUGCCCGCAUUGUGAAAACCAUCUGUACACAAACUCAAGAUGACACUGUCAGGAUUAAUACGACCCCUCUCCUCCAAGGAUCAACCCAAAAUCUCAUAACAUUCAUAACAUAUUUUUGUCGCAGUAUGGAUGAAUAAAAUGUAUGUUGUACGAUAGGAAUGCAAACAGUUCACUGCAUAAGCUACUCAGUGAAGUCAAAGUGAAUAUAGGUGAUAAAAAAAUGUAUUAUUUAAGGUUUUAAAGGAAAUAUUGAUCAAAGUGAAGGACAGACCUGUAAAUUUAGCUGCAGGAGCUUUUUAAAAAGUGUCCUCUGACAUUAUAUACACUUGUUACUCUAAGAAGUAUGGUCACUGUUGUCACAAUCUUGUAAAUUCAAGAGUACCCUUGCUUGCAUUUAUGGCAGUCAGAAUUGCUGUCUUUAAUAUGUUAUGCCUAAAAACAUUUUAUUUUCACCUUUUACUACUAACCUUCUUUUCAAAUACCAUCUCUGACUGUUGAGAUGGUCGAGUUUUACAAUUCUGGAAAAUGUAAGAGUUCUUUAAAGAGUGGACAGGCAUUUCUUUUGUAAGAAUGUAUUUUGGGGUUUAUAAUUCAAUGACAAUGUCAAUAUCAGAGUAAGAGGGUUUGUUUUAGUUGUGCACCACUUUACCAAAUGGGUGCAGGAUGUUCUACAACAACAGCUAAACCAAAGUGAACAGAGGAAUUUUUUGGCCUAACCUUUUCCAGCUACGGGAUUUAGUUCAUAGUUUACAUAUACAAAUGCAUUUUCUAUAUUUAAUAUCAAAAGAUCAAACUGUGUUACUUUUAAAUGCAUACAAAGUUACAUUUUAUGUUUACACUGAUGAUCAAAUGGGCAAUUUACCAAGCUUGGAUGUCACACAUGAUUUUAUUUGUUAAAGCCAACAACAACACAUUGACUUGACAUGUUAUCUUUCCUGUCUGAGUGUGCACUGAACGCACCACUGACUUCUCCUGCACUCUACUAUUUACUUUAUUGCACAUUUUAAGCUGGCUUAUAUAGCACCUUUAUCAUUUUUAUUAAGUACAUGGAAGUGAAAUGACCUGAUACAAUUCCAGUUUGAACUUUGCCCACCUUGAACACGAGCUUCAUGAACACCUGUGUGGCUGUGCAGGUCCUUUAAGGUACAAACUGCUACAACUCAAAUGAUCUGAAAGAAAUUUCAAAACAAAGAGGUGCACAAGACGAUAGCUAUGUUAAAUAUUUUAAUUGUAAUUAAUUAAAUGCAUUUUAUUUUUUUUUAAAUCAGUUAAGUUUAAUAAUUUGAUUCAUGCAAAGUAAAUAAAGAUGUAUGAUUAAGAAUUUUUAAUGAUUUCAACUAAAUCAUGAAUUGCUAAGUACAUCACUUACAGGAUGUAAAAACAUGGGCCUAUGAAGUUGUUUCGCUAGUGAUAUAAACUUAACAUACUGUGAUAUAAACCUGCUGUAAAUACCUGGUUAUUACCUGAAAUAUGAUGCUCAGAAUGCCUGCUAAAUAAGUCUUUCUUUUUUAAGAUAUAAAUGUUGUCAUUGUAUUGUUAUUUAUCAUUCUAUCAUGUUGAUAGAGAAAUAAAAAUGUGUCUUGAUUACUCUAACAAAGGUGUGAGGUUGUUUUAU